AUGACGGCUUGUUUGCUCCAACUUACUCGUCAUAAUUACAGAUUAUUAUCCCGAACUUUUUCGAAAGCCCUCACUAUACAAAGGCAGAUGUCCGUUGCAAGCCCCUCUCCAAUUAGUAGCUAUUUAAGUACAAUUAACAAGUCUUUACAACAGAAUUUACAGACAUGCUUUCAUUUUCAAGCAAACGAAAUCGACAUCAUCGAAUCUCCAUCGCAUUUUUACGACCUCUUAAAGUCGAAAAUACUUAGUUCGCAGAACAGGAUCUUCAUUGCAUCCUUGUAUUUGGGCAAAAGUGAGACUGAAUUGGUGGAUUGUAUAGCUCAGGCAUUGUCCAAGAACCCCAAUUUGAAAGUCUCCUUUUUGUUAGAUGGUCUUCGUGGGACAAGGGAAUUGCCUUCCACUUGUUCUGCUACUUUGCUAUCGUCUUUAGUCGCCAAAUAUGGAUCUGAAAGGGUAGACUGCCGACUAUACAAGACUCCUGCUUAUCAUGGUUGGAAAAAAGUCCUGGUUCCCAGAAGAUUCAAUGAAGGUUUAGGCUUACAACAUAUGAAGAUUUAUGGAUUUGAUAAUGAGGUCAUUCUUUCAGGCGCCAACCUUUCAAACGACUAUUUUACUAACAGACAGGACAGAUAUUAUCUCUUCAAAUCCACGAAAUUUUCCAGUUAUUAUUUCAAAUUACAUCAACUCAUAAGUUCCUUCAGUUAUCAGAUCGCAAUGCCGAAAGUCGACACCAAUGUUGAUAUUAUUUGGCCUGAUUCGAACCCCACAGUUGAACCAAUGAAAAAUAGAAGGAAGUUCCUGAGGGAAGCAUCUCAGUUACUUGACAAGUUUUUACAGGGCUCUAAUCAAAAUUUUCCAAUCACUUCAACCGGCCAAUUUACCACUAUAGUUUACCCAAUUUCGCAAUUCACCCCACUUUUCUCUAAAUAUAAUGACAAAUCGACAGAAAAAUCAACGAUAUUGUCAUUGCUAUCGAAUAUAACAAAUAGUGCCAUAUCUUGGACAUUCACCGCAGGAUACUUCAAUAUUCUUCCAGAAAUAAAGGCUAAACUUCUAGCGACACCAGUUGCAGAGGCAAAUGUGAUAACGGCAUCUCCCUUCGCAAACGGAUUUUACCAAUCAAAAGGUGUCUCAUCAAACUUACCUGGUGCCUACUUAUACUUAUCCAAGAAAUUUUUACAAGAUGUCUUUAAAUACAAAAAAGAAAAUGCCAUUACAUUAAGAGAAUGGCAAAGGGGCGUAGUAAAUAAACCUAAUGGUUGGUCAUAUCACGCGAAGGGUGUUUGGCUUUCUUCUCGUGAUAAAAGCGACGAUGAUAGUUGGAAACCCUUCAUCACAGUAGUAGGGUCUUCCAAUUACACAAGAAGAGCGUAUUCAUUAGACUUAGAAUCGAAUGCUCUCAUUAUUACCAAAGAUGAAGAGCUGAAAAAUAAAAUGAAGGCUGAAUUGGAUAAUCUAUUACAAUACACGAAGCCUGUUACCUUGAAAGAUUUUCAGUCGGACCCAGAAAGGCACGUUGGCGCUGGUGUUAAGAUAGCCACUUCUGUUCUCGGCAAAAAACUUUAA
Saccharomyces kudriavzevii IFO 1802 is the source of this 1566-nucleotide messenger RNA. RefSeq names its product CDP-diacylglycerol--glycerol-3-phosphate 3-phosphatidyltransferase (gene PGS1). Gene Ontology annotation, molecular function: CDP-diacylglycerol-glycerol-3-phosphate 3-phosphatidyltransferase activity. The record is from RefSeq and is a predicted model, not a curated record. Lineage: Eukaryota; Fungi; Ascomycota; Saccharomycetes; Saccharomycetales; Saccharomycetaceae. Gene Ontology annotation, cellular component: mitochondrion. The transcript has a single exon. Gene Ontology annotation, biological process: cardiolipin biosynthetic process. The coding region runs from base 1 to 1566 and encodes 521 amino acids.